This is a messenger RNA of Symbiodinium necroappetens, 1042 nucleotides long. NCBI's taxonomy places the organism in Eukaryota, Dinophyceae, Suessiales, Symbiodiniaceae. The record is from the annotation of a GenBank genome assembly.
GCUUGUAUCUCGCGACCUUGAUGCCAGAGGACAGCACAAUCUCCAGCUUCACAGAUGGAGCAUGCUAUGGCUUUGAGAUCCAGGUUCGCAAUCCGGAACUGCCGCCAAGUCCAGCAGCAGACAACGUCUGGGCUCUGGACUUCGGCGUCGAGGCAUCCAGGCCUUUCGAGUCGAUCCAGAUACGGCCGCUUGGCAAUGUGCAGAUCGCAGUGAUGCUAGCUGACAACAUAUCGGAGUAUGGUGUUGCUCUUCUCUUCUUCGUAGAUGUUUUUGGGGUUUGUCGAGGAGUUGCUUCUCAUACCUGGUGGGCAGUCCUGGACCAGUAUCUGCCCUUUCGCAUCGACUUCAUGCCAUCCUCCACAGUUCCGGCUCCCAGGUUGCAACUCGGUGGGGGUGACCCCUUGUUGCCAGAUGCAGAGGAUGGGGGAGUAAUGAUCUUUGCUUCUGCCGGUUAUGAGUUUGCCAAGCUCGACUUUGACGUGUGCGCCCUUCGGCUCUUUCAUGCUGUCGGACAGGCAAAUCCUACUCUGGAGAGGAGGGGGCGAGAACCAUGGGAUCUCGAUGCCCUGUACUCUGCCGUAGAUGCAAUCUGCCGCGUCGGGGAUGAAGCUGGCGUGCCAUCGACAGAGGGGGGCGGAGAUGCCCCGGUGUCCAUGAUCUUCCUCCUCACUGACCGCAAGGCAAUAGUUCAGGGGGUGGCGUACACUUUGGAGGGCCGGGUGCGAAAUCCAUCUGUCCCAACAUGGCCGAGCUCUGCUCAGUGGCGCCUUGAAACAUACAAGCGUUUCAUCGCGACGGGUCAGCGCAUUGCAUUGGACAGGAUCUACCUGCAAAGCAUCCCGAUAUUGAAGCCUGCGCUGGCAUUUCAGGUGAACAACAGUGCUUUGGAGUAUGGAGCCAGUGCGAAAGUUUUCGGAGUUGAAGUGACCAUUACAUUGUCGGAUUCUCUCCAACUUGGAGACAGCAUCGAGAUCAGCGCUCCGCCGGGCCUGGAGUUGCGAGAGUCACUGGGGAAUGCAAGUCACCCAAACGCGAGCCAAGG